GGAGAUGACAGUUUAGAUGGACUUAGACAUUCAGACAGGCCUCUUGCCUAGAUCAGCCCCCUCCUCCUUCUCGCCUGCUGUCCUGCUGUCCCAGGUUUAACCCCUCUUUCUCCUUGGACUCAGGCUGCCUCCGGAAGCCAGAGUCAGCUCUCUAUACAUUUAACAGGAAUUCAAGUCUUAGCACAAACCCAAUUCUAGCUCUAAGGAAAUCUCAAUUCAGUCCCAGAUCUGUCUCCAGCCUGAGGGCCCAUCAUGGAGAAGGACUUUCAAGAUAUCCAGCAGCUGGACUCUGAGGAAAACGACCAUCAGCUCAUUGGCGAUGAGGAACAAGGCUCUCAUGUGCAGAAUCUUAGGACAGAAAAUCCACGUUGGGGAGGACAGCCUCCUUCCAGGCCCUUUCCACAGCGCCUCUGCUCCAAGUUCCGCCUCAGUCUGCUCGCCCUGGCCUUCAACAUUCUCCUGCUGGUGGUCAUCUGUGUGGUUUCAUCCCAAAGCAUGCAGCUGCAAAAGGAGUUCUGGACCCUGAAAGAAACCUUGAGCAACUUCUCCACCACCACCCUGAUGGAGUUCAAGGCUCUGGACUCCCACGGAGGUAGCAGGAAUGACAACUUGACUUCUUGGGAAACCAUACUGGAGAAAAAGCAGAAGGACAUAAAAGCAGAUCACUCCACGCUGCUCUUCCACCUGAAGCACUUCCCCCUGGAUCUGCGAACCCUGACCUGUCAGCUGGCGUUCUUCCUGAGCAACGGCACAGAAUGCUGCCCCGUUAACUGGGUGGAGUUUGGUGGAAGCUGCUACUGGUUUUCUCGGGAUGGGCUCACCUGGGCUGAGGCUGACCAGUACUGCCAAAUGGAGAAUGCCCAUCUGCUGGUCAUCAACUCCAGGGAGGAGCAGGAAUUCGUUGUAAAGCACAGGGGCGCGUUUCACAUUUGGAUAGGUCUCACCGACAAGGAUGGCUCCUGGAAAUGGGUGGAUGGGACGGAAUAUAGAAGUAACUUCAAGAAUUGGGCUUUCACUCAGCCAGAUAACUGGCAGGGCCAUGAAGAGGGGGGAAGUGAAGACUGUGCUGAAAUCCUGUCAGAUGGCCUCUGGAAUGACAACUUCUGCCAGCAGGUGAACCGCUGGGCUUGUGAAAGGAAACGGGACAUCACCUACUAGGAGUCUGCUCUACUAUGUCUUUGUCAACCCUCCCCCCAACCCCCGCAUCACUCAUUAGGAGUCUGCUCUACCAUGUCUCUGCCCCACCCCAUCACCGCAUCACCCCAACAUUUUCACUGGGGAUAUUGGAGCAAGAAAGAGAGACAGAGUCCCAGGCAUGAGGGGGGUUAUGGGAGAAUGGAAAGGGGGUGGCUCUAUGGUCUCAUACGUUAGGAAGACUGAGAUUCCACCCCUCUUCACAACUUAUUACAAUUGUUAUAAAUUUCAACAAUGGAGUAGGAAAGAAAAAAAUAAACAAUACCAGAAACUCA
Rattus norvegicus (Norway rat) is the source of this 1469-nucleotide messenger RNA. NCBI's taxonomy places the organism in Eukaryota, Metazoa, Chordata, Mammalia, Rodentia, Muridae. The record is from RefSeq and is a predicted model, not a curated record.